AUGCGUCUUCUCACCGUCCUUGCCGCCACUAUCACGGCUGUUGCUGCCUUGGAAUGCGGCGACCUCGUCAUUGAAAAGCCCCGCGAAGUCUCCUGCUCCCGCCCAACACGGGCCGGAGACACGAUCAAAAUCCACUACCGUGGCACGUUUACCAACGGCACUGAGUUUGAUUCCAGCAUUGGAGGGGAGCCAUUGGAGUUUCCUCUAGGCGCAAAAAAGGUGAUUAGGGGCUUCGACGAGGGUGCCCGUGACAUGUGUCCUGGCGACAAGCGCAAGAUCACCAUCCCACCACUGCUGGGCUAUGGAGAUAGGGAGGUUGGGCCAAUCCCGCCUAACUCGACGUUGAUCUUCGAAACGGAGCUUGUGGAAAUCGUUGGCGUCCCAAGAGAGAACAACUAA
Molecule: messenger RNA, 399 nt
Organism: Uncinocarpus reesii 1704
Lineage: Eukaryota; Fungi; Ascomycota; Eurotiomycetes; Onygenales; Onygenaceae
Exons: 2
Coding region: 1-399 (132 amino acids)
Biological process (GO): protein peptidyl-prolyl isomerization
Molecular function (GO): peptidyl-prolyl cis-trans isomerase activity
Source: RefSeq, a predicted model, not a curated record